AUAUAACCCCGCUCUCUGCUCCACGGCUCGCUCGUUGCGAAUUCGAAAUUUCGAUCCCCUCCGCAUCCCAGUCCUCCUACCGCGAAACGCAGCAGCCUAGGCGGCCAGGAUAACCACCGCCUCCUCCGGUGGGCGCACCCCGCCAUGAGCGCGGCGCCCGCCACCGGCCCGCCGCCGGUCGAUGGUGGCGGCGGCCGCCGCGUCGAGAUGGGUAGGGAGCUGGCGCACCCGCCAAAGGACGGGGUCUCCAACCUCCGCUUCUCGAGGAGCAGCGACCGCCUCCUCGUCUCCUCCUGGGAGAAGACGGUGCGGCUCUACGACGCUCGGGCCAACGAGCCGGUGGGGGUGGUGCUCACGCACAAGGGCCCCGUGCUGGACUGCUGCUUCCACGACGACGACUCGGGGUUCAGCGCCUCCGCCGACCACGUCGUGCGAAGGCUGGCGUUUAUUGCUGAUAGCAGUUAUCGCUUGGGAAGCCAUGCUGGUGCAGUUUCCUGUGUGGAGUACUCCUACGACCAAGGGCAAGUUAUCACUGGCAGCUGGGAUAAGACUAUAAAGUGCUGGGAUCCAAGAGGUGUUAAUGGGCCGCAAGAGCAUGCACUUAUUGGGACACAUAACCAACCUGAACGUGUAUACUCACUUUCAUUAGCAGGAUAUAAGUUGGUUGUUGCGACAGCAGGAAGGCAUGUGAUUGUUUAUGAUUUGCGCCGUAUGUCUGAGCCUGAGCAGCGAAGGAUGUCUUUCCUGGGUUAUCAAACACGCUGUGUUGAGUGUUAUCCAAAUGGAACUGGAUUUGCUUUGGGUUCUGUGGAAGGACGAGUUGCAAUGGAUUUCUUUGAUCAAACUGCAGCUGGUCUCUCUAAGAGGUAUGCUUUCAAGUGCCAUCGAUUGAAUGAGGGCGGACGAAUAGUUGUAUGUCCUGUCAAUGCAAUUACAUUCCACCCAAGCUAUGGAACGUUUGCCACCGGUGGAGCUGAUGGAUUUGUAUACACUUGGGAUGGAGAAAGCAAAAAGAAGUUGUUUCAGUACCCCAAGCACGAAACUAGCAUUGCUGCGCUGUCUUUCAGCAGGGAUGGCAGUCUGCUCGCUGUUGCAUCCAGUUACACUUACGAAAAGGGAGAUAUAGACCAUCCGCCUGAUAAGAUCUUUAUCCGCGACGUCAACGACCUGGAAGUAAAGCCGAGGCGCGCGACAAAUCUUGCACCGCCACAGUAGGGUCGCCAUCAUCUUUGAGAUGAAGUACUGCCGAGUGAGGUGUGUUUUCUUCAACAGGUUGCUUGUUCCCGCUUUAGUUCUGAGGCUCGCUGGGGGUAUAUUGGGACGCGUCUGCUUAGUCUUGGCUGAAGCUGUGGAUUCUGUUGAUAUGAACCUGGCCUAUGCUCCAUUACAGUAAUACAGUCAGUGUUAGGAUUACUGAUAUACUAGCAGUCCGGUUGUAUAGCAUAUGAACACUCCGAAGAAAGUUGUAGUCCCACGAGGAUAAAUCACUAUAGUUACCAUUUACACCAAAGAUGCAAAGUUGUAGUCUCUCGACAAA
Messenger RNA from Lolium perenne, 1537 nucleotides. RefSeq names its product mitotic checkpoint protein BUB3.1. NCBI's taxonomy places the organism in Eukaryota, Viridiplantae, Streptophyta, Magnoliopsida, Poales, Poaceae. Gene Ontology annotation, molecular function: protein binding. The record is from RefSeq and is a predicted model, not a curated record.